GCUCUAGAGAUCCGGCAUUGCUCGGCGCAGGCGUGUGGCGAGAAAGACGCCUGCGCAGCCAAGUAGAGCCUCCCUGUCCAGGGGCAGUCUACCUCCAGCGGUCCAGCUCCUCCGCCCGCCGGGUGGCAUGGAGCAUCCCUGUCCAGGGGCAGCUCACCUCUAGUGAGAGGCCUCCUCGUGGCCCCUGAGUGGUUCUCUCCUCUCUGCCUCCUUCCCUCCCUCCCGCCGGGCCCGGCCAUGGCCGCUGCUUCGGAGCAGGAGGCACCAAGUGCUGCUGCUGCCUGCUGGGCGGCAGUGCGGGCUCUGCUCCCGAGCACACGGGCCGGGCUGGGGCUGGGAUCGCUGGGGCUGGGGGCGGAGGGGGCCCGCGUGGCGCUGCUGCUGGAGGAGGCGGCCGCCUUGGUGUACCCGGGCGAUGCGGGCGAGGAGUCUCUGGGCUCGGAGAGAGCCCGCCGAGCCUGCCUGGAGCUGGGCGAGCAGGUCUGCGACUACUCUUGGGAGCGGCUGCACGUGGGCCCGUGGCGGGCGGUGAGCGCGGUGUGGCGGCGGGCGUGGGCGCUCGGCUGCCUCUUCCGCGUGCUGAGCCUGUGCCGGGCACGAGGGGCCAGUCGGGAGGCGCUGCGCCUCUGCGACCUGAGCCUCCUGCUUGGCGCGCCUGUCCUGGACGACGUCAUGGGCAGGCUGGUCCCCGUCCUCCAGCGGCACCUGCCACCCGAGGAGUCAGCAGCGAGAGCCCGGGCCGGGGCACCUCCGAGGAAGGUACCAGCUUGCAAAGGGCACCCUUGCCCACCCCCUUCCCGUCUGCAAGAACAGUUCCCCUCUCCAGCCCUCAUAAUCAAAGGUGAGCCUCACUGCAGCUGGAUCAAGCAAAAGGCGAGCCGUCUACUGCAGCCUCCUGUUCUUGCAGGAUGGCCAGCCAGGUGCCCCAAUCGCGUGCCCCAAGGGGAAGCCCCCAGUCCCUCACAAGCAGCACCCCAGCUCAAGAUCAGCCCCCUUCUGCGGUCUCCAGCAACUGGUCCUCAGAAGCAUUGCCACCUCCCGCACAGCAGAGCCCCUUUCAUGGCCAGUGAUGGUCUUUUUCCUUGGCACACCUCAAGGACUGAAGCAGAUUAAGCCUUCCUUUUCCCAGUGUGUGCAGGUGCAGUGUGGCCAACCCACACUGAGCCCCCUGCCAGUGAAACAAGAAGCAGAACUAACCACCUGCUCCUUGUUGCAGAAAAUCCGGACGGACAUCACCCCAGCAGCCCCUGCUAUAGCCCCAGAAACUGCUGUCCCACAGCUUCUCUGCCCAUCGCUGGAACAUUUCCGGGACAGUUACCUAACCCCUCAAAAGCCAGUGGUCUUGGAGGGAGUUGUGGACCACUGGCCUUGCCUGAGAAAAUGGAGGUGAGGGCAAGAGAGCAGGUAGAGGGUGGGUGGCUGCCUCCAGGACAGGGAAAGGUAUUGCCCAAUGGAGGCAGCAUCUGCUGCCAAAUUAUUGGGUGUGGGGCUGGAGGGGCUCCUGACAUCAUGCAUCCUCUCCAGUUUGUCUUCUGUAAGAGGAUGCUCUCUCUGCCCCUGAGCUAAAGGCAAGAAGCCUGUUUUGGGCCUGCAUUCUGUACUGCUAGAACCGCAGGGCUUGAUUUUUGCCUGUGCUCAGUUUAGCUUUUGGCUACCAUAAUAUUUGCCCUGGCAAGCUUGACAGUGAAAUUCCAGGUGGCGCACAGAGGAGUGGAUCAGAACUGGUGCUAUCAGGAAAACACAGCGAAGGAUCAGAAAGGACACCAGCCUGACCUUUCCCUCUGCCUGCUUGCUAUUCAGAUCAAAGUUGCUCUAAGGGAUGGCAAAUAUCCCAAGGUGUAUAAUCACAGGCAGAUUGUAACAGAAGUAACUUCAUCUGUGAGUUACUAGACGGUGCCCUGAGCCAGCCAGGCCAAAUACUCAAAAAAUACACAAAGUGUUGCAAGUUCCCACUGGCACUUCCCCCAUGUAGGAGAGGAAAGAACAAAAAGAACUGUAAGCCACUCUGCCUGAGGAAGAGGGAACGGGGCCUUUGGAAACAGGGUAGGCACAGAGAGAGCCUUGCCAUUGGUUCUUCUUCCUUCGUUGUAGCGUGAGCUACAUCCGCGAGGUGGCCGGCAGCCGCACAGUCCCUGUGGAGCUUGGAUCGCGCUACACAGAUGAGGAGUGGUCCCAGACCCUCAUGACCGUGGAUGACUUCAUCAGACAGUAUAUUGAGAAUGAGGUCUGGAUCUUCUCCCUCCCACAAAACAGCCUGCUGGGAAGAGCAGGACAAAUUAUGCUGGGUUGAAUUUGUGUUAACUCCCUUGUUGUAUUCCGCCCUGGGAACCCAGCAAGCAGGAAAGGCGUCUCCUUAAAUAAAAUAUUAGUGAACUUAAUUUAUGUGAGCACCUGCCAGCCUUUGAGUAACAUGGAAGGCUGCAAUGAGACUGGGAAAGGGAGGGCAAGCCUGGCAGAGCUCCUUGGGAUGGGGAGCAGGGAGCUGACCCUGAUUGGUAAAGUUUGUGGGGUGGGGCUCUGGACUCCCCACCAAAUUGUGUGCUGCUGUUCAGUUGACUUUUCUGUAUGUAGAGGAUUUCCACUCACUCCUCUCUCUCUCUGCUCCCUCCCUUCAAUUUGCAGGACCACAAGGGAUACCUUGCUCAGCACCAGCUCUUUGACCAGGUAAACCAAAGGGAUAGUUCUUCUCGUUCCUGUUUGAUGGGAGGAAACAGAUGCCGGGUUCACCAGAACGCAGUGAAUUCCCCACCCACAAAAUUUCAUAUCUGGGAAUGAUCCAAAGUGCCACCCAUGCCUUUCUGGGAAGCAUUUCUCUGGAAACUCCACCCCAACCAUUCUCCACAGUCCAUGGGAAGAGGCACGUGGGCCAAACAGGUUUCAGAGAUGUGUGCAAAGGGCUGUAAGCAUCACAGUAGACUUCUCCUCUCGUAGGUGUCCAAUCCACCUGGUGGGAAAACUCCUUCCUGACUCUGGGUGGGCUGUCUGCCAAAACCCACUGAGUCACUUCUAGCUACUCAAACUCAUGUUGUUUAAUGCCAGCCAACAUCCUGUCGCCAGCUGUUCUCCUGAUUUCCUGAGGAAGCAGGGGAGCAGGGAACCCAAGACUGUAUUGUACAGCCCACCCCCAACCUGGCCCCAGCAGAGAAUCCCCAUAACAAUUAAUGCUAGAACAUAGGGAGACCUUGUUUGGUUUGAAUGCUGUCCCUUUGCCACCCGCACUAGUAAAGAGAGCCUUGGCUGACGUGCAGGAUCAGGCCUUUUCUGUGCUCUGACCCAUCUUGCCCCUCCCCUUCCAUGAUAGCUGCCUCCUGGCACUUUGCAAAGCCUCUUCCCUUUUCUGCAGGCAUCUGCUUUGCCCAAGCGAUUGAUGCCUGAAUGCCUUUUUCUGUUUCCAUCCUUUGCCUCACCAUCUCUUAUCUUGUGGUCUUGUUUUAAUGGUUGCCGUGAGCCAUCUUUGGAUUAUUUAUUUGCCACUCUUCAUCCGAAGAUCACAAACAAAAUAAACAGCAGGUUUAAAAGGUAAAGAGACCCCUGACCAUUAGGUCCAGUCAUGACCGGCGCUCAUCUUGCUUUAUUGGCCGAGGGAGCCGGCGUACAGCUUCCGGGUCAUGUGGCCAGCAUGACUAAACCGCUUCUGGCGAACCAGAGCAGCGCACGGAAACGCCGUUUACCUUCCCGCUGGAGCAGUACCUAUUUAUCUACUUGCACUUUGACGUGCUUUCGAACUUCUAGGUUGGCAGGAGCAGGGACCGAGCAACGGGAGCUCACCCCGUCACGGGGAUUUGAACCGCAACCUUCUGAUCGUCAAGUCCUAGACUCUGUGGUUUAACCCACAGCGCCACCCGCGUCCCUAAAUAAAUACUUUAAAUAAAUGUCAAGCUAGUGUACGAUGAGAAACGCUUUCCUUUCUAACCAAUUUGCUGCCAGAUCCCAGAGCUGAAGCUGGAUAUUGGUGUCCCUGACUAUUGCUGCCUGGGCGAAGGAGACGAAGAGGACAUCACUGUCAACGCCUGGUUUGGUCCACCAGGGACUGUCUCCCCUCUGCAUCAGGACCCGCAGCAGAACUUCUUAGUCCAGGUAGGGCUUCCGUGACAGCCUGCGGGGCGGGGGGUAAGGAGGGCAGUUGCCAAUCAGAGGCAGGACUUCUGUAUCCUCCUGCCUUUCAAGGGAGGCUGCUUCCUGCUCUAGGGGUGGCAGCAACAACAGUCACCAGAGGAAGCUUCCCUCUAGAAGUUGCUCAGGGAAGGCUCUCUGCAGCCAGAGAUCUCAGCUGGACUGAGGUGCUGAUGGGCUGUCAAGGAGAAGAGCAGAGAGGGAGUGCUGAGAACUGAAAUAGGCACUGGGGCAGGGGAGAGUGCCUAUUGUUGGCCUGCAAACUUUGGACGGGGAUGUCUGGGCUCCUUUUUCUGCAAAUGAGGAUGGCAAGAAGCUAAUCAGUCCCCCUUUGCAGAAAUCCUGUGUGUCAGGGCACACUCUGGACACUGAGCAGAGGAAUGCUAGUUAGAAAAGUUGAGCUCGGAUUAUUGACAAAUAUUUCAACGUUCCUUUCUCCAGGUAAUGGGACGGAAAUAUGUCCGUCUGUAUUCUCCUCAGGAAUCUGAAAACCUUUAUCCACAUGAAGGCCACCUCCUUCACAACACCAGCCAGGUGGGCACCCAGUAAAGUCGGUCCCUCAUAAUGGGGGCUAAAUUAUUCCAUGAAGGAAAUCAUGGAGUUCGCCCUGAAGACAGGCCCCGUAUCUUAGUUCCCAUCCCCAGCUGCAGCCAAGCUCCAACACUCACCUCUUCCUCUUCCCUCCACAUCCUGCCCCCCUCUCCUGUCACCUAAAUUGUAAGCCUCUUGGUGCAAAGAGUGAGACAACCAUGGAUAGUCCUGUCUGAAUUAUAUUAAGACAGCGUUUUCUCUUUCAUUUCCAGGUGGAUGUGGAAGACCCUGACUUGGUGAAAUUCCCCAACUUCAAAGCAGCUGCAUUUCAAGAUUGCAUCUUGAGCCCUGGAGAAGUUCUGUUCAUCCCAGUUAGCUACUGGCACUAUGUGCGGUCCCUGGACAUAAGUUUCUCCGUCAGCUUCUGGUGGUCGUAGCGUCUGCUGGGAGCAAGUCUUCUGCUCAGGGACUUCAGGCAAGAUGAAGGAAGGAGCUGCCAGGAAGCAGCAAGGGUUGUGACACAGUUCAACUGCUGUGGUUGAGGAUCAAGGGCAUCAAUGACACAGUUUUCUGAAGGAGCUAAAAUAGUGACUUGUCCCUCUUUGGGUUUUGUUAAAAAGAGCUCUCUUAAAACUUUUCUCAAAGGACAACAGAAUACAAAUUAAUAUUUAAAUUAUGUGUUGUGAAUUGAAUUGCCUUUGCUGAUGUAGCACAACCUGCUUGGUCAAGGGAGACAGAAAGCUCACCAUUUUGAUUCUAUUUUCUUGGUGGAGGCUCUAAUGGAACUGAUGCACUCAUGACUAGAGCCCCUGCAAUACAUGUUGGGCAAAAGGUUUCUUGCAUUGCAGGUUGGACUAGACGACUCUUGGGAUCCCUUCCAACUCUACAAUUCUGAUUCGAUAAUACUGCUUUACAAAGUCUGAAGGGUUCAGAUCUUGUGCAAGAUGGGCAAAGAAGUCCUUAGUCAUUGCGGAGGGAAGUCUCUCUGUAGAUUCAUCAUGCCCUCACCAACCCCACAAAUGCAAGGAGGGUAAAGCUAUAGAAGUUACAAGCAGGAAUUGCGAUUUCUUUAAAUUUGGGGUUGGAGGAGGGCAAAAGUGUCUGUUUCCCACACAGUCCAGAGUUCAAACUCUGCCUUCUGAAAGUAGGGCUAGGAACAACCCCUGCUGGGGACUGGAGCUUCCUUUGUUCAUGAGAACAUGAAGAGCCUUCUGGAUCAGGCCAGUGUCCCAUCUAGCACAGCAUCCUAUUCUCACAGUGGCUGACCAGACAUCUGAAUGGGACCCAAGGACAAGAGCAAAUCUCUCCUCCUGUGCCUGCCAGCUACUGAUUUUUAGAAGCACCGCUGUUACGAACUGUGGAGGGAGAGAGCCUAGCCGUCCUGGCUAGUAGCCAUUGGUGACCCUCUUGUUUUAGAGCCAUCUAGGUUGCUGGCCUUCACUGGCUCCUGCAGGAGAGAGUUUUAACUAUGUGUUGCAUGAAGCAGUCGGUCCUGAAUCCUGUAACAUUCAGCUUCUUGAGAUGCUCACAAGUUAUGAUGUUCCGAGAGGGUUACGUUAAUCUUUCAAAAACAGAAAGAUACAGCUUUGGGAAGGAGCAGAGUUGAGGCCCAGUCACCCUCAUAAGACCUUUAAAAGCUUUGCCAAAUAUAUGGUUAUGCAUUUGCCAGGAAAGGUAUGUUGUUACAUGAGCUUUGGUAGCUUGAAAAUAAAUAAAAACCCUGUAUUUUUUUAUUUUA
This is a messenger RNA of Podarcis lilfordi (Lilford's wall lizard), 6382 nucleotides long. The record is from the annotation of a GenBank genome assembly. Lineage: Eukaryota; Metazoa; Chordata; Lepidosauria; Squamata; Lacertidae.